Molecule: messenger RNA, 10251 nt
Organism: Beta vulgaris subsp. vulgaris (sugar beet)
Lineage: Eukaryota; Viridiplantae; Streptophyta; Magnoliopsida; Caryophyllales; Amaranthaceae
Exons: 54
Coding region: 200-9859 (3219 amino acids)
Biological process (GO): positive regulation of transcription by RNA polymerase II
Cellular component (GO): nucleus
Molecular function (GO): ATP-dependent chromatin remodeler activity; DNA binding; histone binding
Source: RefSeq, a predicted model, not a curated record
CCCCCCCCCAACCAAAUUCUAACCCUAACCCUCGAUUUCGUAGAAGCUGUAUAAUUUGCGCUAAUCCUCUAUUACAAGAAUCAAUUCGAGUUACUUUUCUGAAUUUGGGGAGCAGAUAAGAAGAAAUUGAAGGUUGGCUGAGUAUCAAUCUUACUAUUUUGAAUCCUUGUUGGUUACGCUACUGUGCAAGUUGGAAGUGAUGGCGGAUCCUCAUAAUGUUGAGUUUGAGGCUGCAAAGUUUCUGCAGAAACUUAUUCACGAGUCUACAGAUGAGCCAGCGAAAUUGGCGACGAAACUUUAUGUUAUAUUGCAACAUAUGAAAGCAAGUGGGAAGGAAAAUUCUAUGCCGUACCAAGUAAUAUCAAGGGCCAUGGAAACGGUUAUAAAUCAGCAUGGCCUUGAUGUUGAGGCAUUGAUGUCGUCACGCCUUCCUUCGAGUAGCGGAUCUCAUGUGGGAGAGUCUAAUAGAGCACAGCAAGCAGGAUGUUCACAGUCUGUAAGAGUUGUCAUAGACUCUAAAUCAGGCAUGGCUGAAAAUGACACUACCAGACCAGAUGGUUUUAGUUCGGGCAGGCCACCUGUUGUUUCUACCAGUAUAGGAAAUGACCCUUUCCAAGGAUCUGUUUCCCAAAGGAGUGCAAUGUCAUUUGACCAUGAGAGCCCUUCAAGUAUGGACACUAGAUCUACUAACUCAUUUCCGCAGGAUAGGCGUGAACCAGGCUGGGAACAACAACCUAUUCAGAAAGAUCAUAAAAGAGCUAGCAUUAAGAGAAAGAGAGCUGAUUCAUCUGGCAUAACAAUACCAGACGAUACCACCCACCAGCCUGAUACUCAUUCUGGCAUGCCUGAUCUAAGGAAGGAGAGGCUGACUGGCAAGUCUGAAGCCGGAGGGACUCUUCCAGUUGAGAAUGAAUUCUGGAAGCACGGAUACGCCAAAGGUUCAACAAAUUUCCGAGAGAGAGCUGUACCGGGCACUCUACCAUCUGGUAUUCAAGUUGACAUAACUACGAGACACCUGAAUUUAGCAUCUUCUUUGGAUGCUGCUGGAAAUUUCCAUACGCCGGCAAAUGCUGAUAGGCUUUCUCAGGUUGGUAAUUCCAGCAAUCUCUGUGAAGGGGGAUUACCUGGAAGUUCAGUCUUUAGAGAUUCAGGAAAGUAUCAAACAGUUUCGGCUUCCUCAACAAGCAUGCCUUUCAAAGAGCAUCAUUUGAAACAGCUCAGAGCCCAAUGUUUGGUCUUCUUAGCAUUCAGAAAUGGUUUGUCCCCAAAAAGACUCCAUCUUGAGAUUGCGCUUGGGAACAUCUUAUCUAAAGAAGUAGGAUCCAACAGCAGUGUAGAUGGAACUCAAAAUGAGCUAAUUAAAGAUCAGGGAAGACAACAAUGUUCUUUUGAGUCAAGCAGUAUGUCUGAAGUCGCUUUGCCUGUAGGAAACCGUGCUGAUGUGAAGAGUGAUGUUUCUGCCCCUGCUGAUGUCAGAGAGGCUGAUCUGCUCACAAAGGAAGCUGAGAAUAUAAAACCAGUGGUGGUAAAACCUUGCUCGUUGGCUAACCUUUCACACAUUGAUGAAGAAAAGAAACACCUUCCUCCUGACAAUGAGAUUCUGGAGGAUGAUAGAGAGAGUCAGGAAACAGCCAACUCAUCUGCACUUGUAGCAGAUUCAUUGCAUCCUGAUACUUCAGGAAUGAGGAGUCCAGCCACCCAUAUUAAUGAAGAAAUCUUGCAUCCUGAUACUUGUGUUAUUGGUGUGAACAAGCAGUUGAAGCCAGAUAUGAUAAGGUGGACAAGAGUUAAUCAUAAUGACCCUUCUCGGGGGCCAUUGCAUGCCUCGGUUCAACAUGAAUUAGGAAGUUGUAACGGGAACGUUUCAAAUUUGUCUCAACGUGACAGCAAUAUUCAGAAUCAACAGCGUGCUGAUAGUCAAUUGUCCGCAUCUUGGAAGUCAAUUCAAGGCAUGGACAAAGAAUAUAACAGGGCAAGACCAGCAAAUGAUGCUAAUAUGUUGCUCAGAAAUGCCUUGCUUGAUGGUAAUGGUGGUCUAGAAAUCCAAACAAGAUCUAUCUCAGAUGGAUUUAAAGUAGUUCCUGAUUCAAAUUACAUGCAUAAGGAUUAUAACGCACUUGCUCCUACGGAUAAAGUCUCCGAGCCUGAAGCAGAAGAAAAGUCGGUGUCUGCCAACAUGCCCCCUUCUCCAAAAUGUACGCUGUCUGAAAAGUGGAUUAUGGCUCACCAGAAAAAAAAACUUGCUGUUGAACAGAAAUGGGUGCAAAAGCUGCAGAAAGCAGAUAACAAAAUUGCCACCUGUUUUAAUGAGCUGAAGGAAACAGUGAGCUCAUCUGGAGAUAUAUCUGCCAAAACAAGGAGUGUGAUUGAGUUGAAAAAGCUUCAGUUAUUGGAGCUUCAGCGUUGCCUUCGAAGAAAUAUUCUGAGUGAUUUCUUUAAGCCCAUUCAAACUGACAUGGAUCGGUUGAAGUCGAUCAAGAAACACCGUGUCGGUAGGAGGUUGAAGCAUGUUGAAAAAUUUGAGCAGAAGAUGAAGGAGGAACGCCAGAAGAGGAUACGUGAGAGGCAGAAGGAGUUCUUCAGUGAAGUAGAAGUUCACAAGGAAAAACUGGAAGAUGUGUUUAAAUAUAAAAGAGAACGCUGCAAGGGUUUUAAUCGAUAUGUGAAGGAGUUUCACAAAAGAAAAGAGCGGAUACACAGGGAAAAAAUUGACAGAAUUCAGCGUGAGAAAAUCAACUUACUGAAAAUCAAUGAUGUGGAGGGUUACUUGCGGAUGGUUCAGGAUGCCAAAUCCGAUAGAGUCAAGCAACUUCUGAAAGAGACAGAGAAGUAUCUCCAGAAGCUUGGAUCAAAGCUUAAGGAGGCAAAGGCUGCUGCUCGACAAUUUGAGAUGGAAGAAAACAGGAUUGCCACUAUUGAUGAGAGUAGUGACAUUUUCACAGAGACAGAGGAUGAAAGUGAUCAGGCAAAGCAUUACAAGGAAAGCAAUGAGAAGUAUUACUUGAUUGCUCAUAGUAUCAAGGAGAACAUUGCGGAGCAACCAGCUGGACUACGGGGUGGAAAAUUGAGAGAGUACCAAAUGAAUGGCCUGCGAUGGCUUGUCUCACUUUACAAUAAUCAUUUGAAUGGGAUACUUGCAGAUGAAAUGGGUCUUGGGAAAACUGUUCAGGUGAUUUCCUUAAUUUGUUACUUGAUGGAGACAAAAAAUGACAGAGGACCUUUCCUGGUGGUUGUUCCUUCUUCCGUUCUUCCUGGAUGGGAACAGGAAAUGAGUUUUUGGGCACCUGGCAUAAACAAAAUUGUUUAUGCAGGGCCUCCAGAGGAGCGGCGCAGGCUAUUCAAGGAGAGCAUCAUCCAUCAGAAAUUCAAUGUCCUUUUGACAACAUAUGAAUAUUUGAUGAAUAAGCAUGACAGGCCUAAGCUGAGUAAAAUUUUUUGGCAUUACGUUAUAAUUGAUGAAGGACAUCGAAUAAAGAAUGCAUCAUGCAAGCUAAAUGCUGAUUUGAAGCUUUAUCAUAGUUCACACAGAUUGCUAUUAACUGGAACGCCUUUACAGAACAAUCUUGAAGAGCUUUGGGCUUUGCUCAAUUUUCUAUUACCGAACAUUUUCAACUCUUCUGAGGAUUUCUCUCAGUGGUUCAACAAACCAUUUGAAAGUAAUGGGGACAAUUCUCCAGAUGAGGCCUUGCUAUCAGAGGAGGAGAAUCUAUUGAUUAUUAAUCGUCUUCAUCAAGUUCUUCGUCCGUUUGUACUUAGAAGGCUGAAACACAAGGUUGAGAAUGAAUUACCUGAGAAAAUCGAGAGGCUUGUCAGGUGCGAGGCUUCUGCAUACCAAAAGCUCCUGAUGAAGAGAGUGGAGGAAAAUCUUGGUUCACUUGGAAUGACGAAGGCUCGAACUGUUCACAACUCUGUUAUGGAGCUCAGGAAUAUCUGCAAUCAUCCAUAUCUUAGCCAGCUUCAUGCAGAAGAGGUGGAUAAUUUCAUACCUAAACACUUUCUGCCACCAAUUAUAAGACUAUGCGGCAAGCUUGAGAUGCUCGAUCGAUUGCUUCCUAAACUUAAAGCGACUAAUCAUCGGGUCCUGUUCUUCUCUACAAUGACGAGAUUGCUUGAUGUCAUGGAGGAGUAUCUUGUAUGGAAACAAUAUCGAUACCUUAGGUUAGACGGGCAUACAUCUGGCAUGGAGCGUGGUGCACUUAUUGAACAAUUCAACCGGGCUGAUUCUCCCUUUUUUAUAUUCUUGCUCAGUAUUCGGGCCGGAGGUGUGGGGGUUAAUCUACAAGCAGCAGAUACUGUCAUCAUAUUUGACACAGAUUGGAAUCCUCAGGUUGAUUUGCAAGCCCAGGCUAGAGCCCAUAGGAUUGGACAGAAGAAGGAUGUGCUUGUUCUUAGACUAGAAACAGUCCAUACUGUGGAGGAGCAAGUCAGAGCUGCAGCUGAGCAUAAAUUGGGUGUGGCUAACCAGAGUAUUACUGCUGGUUUCUUUGAUAACAAUACAAGUGCUGAAGAUCGUAGGGAGUAUUUGGAGUCUCUAUUACGGGAAUCUAAGAAAGAAGAAGCUGCACCUGUGUUGGAUGAUGAUUCAUUAAAUGAUAUUUUAGCUCGGAGUGAGUCUGAGAUUGAUGUGUUUGAAUCAAUUGACCAGAAAAGGCGGGAAGAGGAGAUGGUCAACUGGAAGAGGCUGGUACUGGAGAAGGAGGGUGAUUGUGAUGUAGCUAUUCCACCUCUUCCAUCACGUCUUGUAACAGAUGAUGAUCUGAAGACAUUCUAUGAAGCAAUGAAGAUACAUGAUGUACCUAAUGAUGGAGCUGUAUCUAGUUCUGGAAUGAAGAGGAAGAGUGGGUAUUUGGGAGGCUUUGAUACUCAACAAUAUGGGCGGGGAAAGCGGGCAAGAGAGGUGCGAUCUUAUGAAGAACAAUGGACAGAAGAGGAAUUCGAAAAAAUUUGUCAGGCCGAGUCUCCGGAAACUCCCAAGCCAAAAGAUGAGAAAUUGGAUAACUCUUUGGCAUCUGAUAGUGGUCAAGCUGCUGGCAGAGUGGAGCUAUCUUUGGAGACCCUGCAAGCUCCUCCGCCCUCUUUAGUAUCAUCACCACUUGUCAAAAAAGAGGUCACACCACCAGUCAAGCGGGGCAGAGGAAGGCCUAGAAGAACACCAGCUGAUGUCUCUCCUGCCAUAGGGGCUAGCUCGACACCUGUUGGAGUUACCAAACCUGGAACUCAAUUGCAGGAAGGAAUAGAUUCCUGUGCAGUGAAUUCGAGUGGUCCUGAAACUCAUGGUACAUCUAUUGUCACUAAAGAUUCCAGUGGAGGCAAUCAUCAGGCUGAUGUUGUGGUUUCUCACAGCUCUAAGGCAAUCCCUCCUUUGCUUCCUUCUUUUGAUCCCAGGGUUCAAUAUAACCCUGACAAUAUUUCUGUUACAACUCAGCCUAAAAGACAAGGUCGAAAAGGACAGCCAACUGAGAAGUAUAUUGAAGGGAAUUCAGGGACUGAAUCUGUCAGGCGAAGGGGAAGGAAACCCGGUCGUAGCUUACCCCUUGAUCCUGCUGGUUCUCUGGUUCAAGAGUCAAAACCCAGAGAACAACCACUGAAACAACCAUCCUCUGUUAUGUCUGCAUCAACUACUUCUAGGGUUAGCCCAAAUAACCUUCUUGCAGAGGGUGUAGGUGGUUCAGGUACCAAAUGUGUGGAAGGUCGUACUGGUUUAGCUGUUCAAGAUUCAAAAGUUUGUGGAUCGGAAGUUAAGCAGACUUCACUUGAUUUAUCAUCAGAAACUGUAGCUCCUUUUAGUGGCACAGAAACAAACAAACCCAGUGCUUUUUCAAAUAAUCAAAUUGCUACUGUCCAAGAUUCUUUAGGUGUUUCUGCUGAUACAGCUGCUAAAGAUCCAAAACGUAAUGACCAGUCUAAAGUAGCUGUCCUGGAUUCCUCCUCUGUUCCAUUGGUUCUUUCUGAAGCGUCUCUUGUGACCAAAGGUUAUCCUGUGUCUCAAGAUCAACUUGUCUCUAUUUCCGAGUCUUUUGAUGACUCUUUUGCUGCAGCAAAGGUAGGAAUCCUUCCUAGUCUAAAAUCAGGGACUGGGCCUCACGAAGUUAAUCCACCAGCUGCUUAUCCUUGCUCUGGAUCUGCCCUGACUGGCUCACUCAGACCUGGUAGAAGACAAAGCCAGAAGCCUCAAUGUGGAAUUGAACCAGUCAGACGACGGGGUCGAAAACGGGGUGGGAUUGUAUCAACUCACCCUGCUCCACCUGAUGUUCAUAAUAAAAAAGUGAAUGAGCCAGUGAAAAGCACAGAUCCAAUGUCCACUUCAGUUGUCAAAUACGAUGCUGCACCUUUCAAAUCUGCUAACCCUGGCCUUGGUUCACAUGUUGUAACAGUUCCUGUAAUACCUCUUGUCCCAGUAUCAGGUUUCGCACGAGGUUCUACGCAGAGUAGUGUUGUUAGCAGCUCGGUGCAUCCUGUAAGCAUGGACUUUGUGUCCACGCCCAGUAUACCUGUUACUUCACAACCAAGUUCUGUUCUAUCUGGAGCUCCUGCUAUUUCCUCUGAGCAAGUCCACGGGAAAGAUCAAAGAGUACAAGCUGGAGAAAUAGUACCACGUCGACGAGGAAGGAAAAAGAGUGCAUCACUCACUGCUGUCGGUGUUGAUGGUCAGUCUUCAUCUUCAAAGCAAUCUGAUAGGAGUCUCGAGGACCAUAUUGAUCGCAAAGUCAUAUCAACUAGGAGUAGACAAAUAAACAUUUCUCAGACUAAGAUUUUACAGGAAGAAGCACAUGCAUCCAACACUUCUAUUGUUUUAACCAGCAAGGAUUUAGAGGCAAUACAAUCACCUAAUUUGUCGUCUCAUGUUGUCAGUCCAUCUGUUCUGGAUCCUGCCUCCGUUAAGGCCAAUGGAGCUAGUAAAACUCAAGAAUCAAGGUUUGCUGACCCAAUAGAAUAUACAACUAUGUGCCGUAGUUUAGCAGAGGUUCCACCCGUAUCAUGCAAGGGUAAAACAAAUGUAAUUGUUUUGGCUUUAGAAUCAACUGGUUCUGCUAUAGAUCCUACUGAAUUUAGUUGCAGAAAAGCUGAUAAAAAAGAAGAUUGUUUGGAGUUGUCAAAGGAUGCGGCAAAACAUGUACCUGCAUCAGAAGCUCGAGUUUCUAGAUUAGAGGUCAACUGUGCUGGUGGUACUCAAGAUCGUGUGGAUGAGGAAUUGUCCGCACCUCCAGGAUUUGACACCCCUAGACCUGAGGCAUCAGAUACUGCAAUGAGGAAUUCGUUGGAAAGCAAUGAUGAUGGCAUGUUGAAGAAUCUUUAUGCGAAAAGAGGCCCUGUUGUCUUGGCUCUGGAGUCACUUGCAUUGGCUGUUGAUCCUUGUAGCACGGCAUGCAUAAAUAUGUCUGAGAAGGAAGUAUCUUCAGAACUGCACAGAGCCAAAGAUGCAGGAAGUGGGAGUGUCUCUUUGCUAAAGCCUAUAGAACCAGCUUUUAAAUCGCCUAGUACAGUCUUGACAAGUCAGCCAGAAGAAGAAAUAUCAGCUCCACCUGGAUUCGACAUCCCGCAACGGUGCUCUUCUGAAAAUGCAACUGCAAUGUCUUUGGAAUGUGAUGAUGGCCUGGCUUCGGACAUGCUUGCUGAUUCUUCUUUUAAAUCCAAUGUGGAGGAAGUUUUUCAAGCUUGCUCUGUGGUCAAGGGCAUGUAUGGCCCAUUGAGAGGACCUCAUGAUGGUACUGCUGAAAAUGGCACUGUUGCUGCUUCGAGAACCGCCAUUGCUGUGGGUUCUGAUAUUGCAUAUGCUUCAACUUUGUAUUUAAGGUCAAGAGAAGAUGAACAUUUUCGUGGACGUGAUGAUGGAAAAGUUGAUGAUACUGAUGCUCCCACAACAUCCAGAAUUCUAGGUUCGAGUACUGCAGCAGCUUCCAGUUCGGAAUUAAAUGUGGAAAAAUGUCGUGAGCAUGAUGAUGGCUAUGCUGAGAACGCUGCUUGUGAUUCAAUGUCUGAUGCUGCAGCAACUUUCACUUUAGCACCAAAAAAGCAAGAUGACUUACACGGGUGCGUUGAUGACAAUGGCGAACUUCAGACUGGUGAUGCUCCUGCAGAAUCCUGUGUUGUACGUUCUGUUGCUGCAACAAGUAUAACUUCGAUUUUGAAAGAGAAAGAAGAGUGCCAUGGAGUUGAUGACAAUGUUGAACAUGAUGUUAGUGAUGCUCUCCCAGCUUCAUAUGUUGUAGGUUCUCUUACUGAGACCAGCACAACAUUGAUUUUAAGUGAGAAAGAAGGUUGCCAUGCGUUUGAUGAUCAAAAAGCUGAACAUGAAGCUGCUGAUACUGCAAGAACUUUGACUUUGGAGUCGAAAGAAAAAUUUUAUGGGUCUGAAGAUGGCUAUACUGAAAUCGAUGCAGGUGAUACUCUCGCAGCAUCCCAUGCUGUAGCGUCAGAUACCGCAGUAUAUGUAACUUUGGAAUCUGUAGAAAAAGAAGGCUUCCGCCGCCCUGGUGUUGGCAUCGCUGUACUUGAUUCAGGUUAUACUCCUACAACUUCACAUAUUGUAGGUUCUAACGCCAAAGCAGUUUUGAAUUUGGAAGCAGAUGAGAAAGAAAAGUGUUCUGGACCUAGUGAGAGCAAUGCUGUACUUGGUGGUGGUGAUGCUUCAUUAGAACUGUGUGCUUUAAGUUCUGAUAUUGCUGUGACUUCAAUUUUGGCAUCAAAACAAACAGAAGAGCACCAUGAUCCUGAUAAUACAGGGACAUCUUCAAGUUUGGAAUCGAAAGAGGUAGAAGAAUGUCCUGAACCUGAUCAUGGCGAUGCUCCCACAACUCUCUACAUCGUAGGUUCUGAGGCAUCUUCAAAUCUGGAAUCGAAAGAGACGGAAGUGUGUCAUGGACAUGUUGAUGAGUAUGCUGAAAAUGUUGCAGCGGAUGCUCCUACUGUUGUAGGUUCUGGUACUGCUCUAAGAUCAUCCUUGGAUUCAAAAGAGACAGAAGAGUUAUGUGGGCACAAUGAUGGCCGUGCUGAACUUGAUGUGGGCAAUGCUCCCACAGCUUCCAUUACUGUAGGUUCUGAUGGUGAGCCAGUUUUGACUUUGAAUAUAAAAGGGAACGAAGACCGUCAAGGGAGUGGAGAGGGCAUUGCUAAACAGGACGCUGUUGAUGCUCCUCCAGCCUGUACUAUUGGUUUUGAUAACAGAACAGCUUCAACUUUUGAUCCGAAAGAUGGAAGGCCCGAGGAUGCCAAUGCUGAACUUGAUGCUGGUGCUGCCCUCAUAGGCGCUGAUAUUCCAACAGCUUCAAUCAUGGUACCAAAAGAUAAAGAAGAGUGUCAUGUCCCUGAUGAUGUUGAUGCUGCAAAAAAUGCUGGCGCUACACCUAGAGCUUCCUGCGUUGCUCAUACUGAACUGGAUGCUGGUGCUGUCUUCAGAAGCACUGAUAUUCCAACAGCUUCAACUAUGGUAUCAAAAGAUCAAGAAGAGUGUCAUGGCCCUGAUGAUGGCGAUGCUGCACAAAAUGCUGGUGGUACUCCUAUAGCUUCCUGCAUUGUUCAUACUGAAAUUGAUGCUGGUGCUAUCUUCAAAGGCGCUGAUAUUCCAACAGCUUCAGUUAUGGUACCAAAAGAUCAAGAAGAGUGUCAUGGCCCUAAAGAUGGCAAUGCUGCGGAAAAUGCUGAUGGUACUUCUACAGGCUCCUCUGUUGUUCAUACUGAACUUGAUGCUGGUGCUGUCUUCAAAGGCGCUGAUAGUCCAACAGCUUCAAUCAUGGUAUCAAAUAAUCAAGAAGAGUGUCAUGGCACUGAUGAUGGCGAUGCUGCACAAAAUGCUGAUGGUACUCCUAGAGCUUCCUGCGUUGUCCAUACUGAUACUGCAGCAGCUUCAACUUUGGAAUGAAAUGGUUUAAUAGUGUCAUGGGGGAUGCUUGUUCAUUUGGAGGGGAUGAUGAUGGCAAUGCUGACGAUGGUGGAGUGCUGGUGAUGCUUCUACAGCUUCCGGUUAACAGCUUUGGGUUCAUACUGUCAAUAUUUUAGAUUGGAUUCCCGGGUGCUGGUUUUUAAUCUCGCAUUUAACGGGAAAUAUGAGCAAUGAUUGACAUGUAAGAUAUCUUCGAUACGAGGAUAGUUGUAGGAUGUGUGUAAUUUCUAGGCAAUAUAAAUGAAAGAAAUAAUAAAACAAAGAAAUGAACCAAAUUUCCGCUCAUGAGUCAUGACUAAUCCUGUAGUCCUGAUAGAAAAUUAAAAAGCACUCGCAAAUGCUGUUUGAUUUUUUGAUUGUUCAAAUUAAUA